AUGCAGGCUCGCAAGCCCAACCUGUACCCAACAUGCUGGCCCCUUUCAGAUGCGGAUCAUGUACGAGGAUUCUCCUCGAUCGGUGGAGCUCGAGCCGCGCACAGCGGUAGUCCUGCUCCCGAUCGCGACGAGAACCCGACGUGGAACGUGUCGGAUCUCCUCUGCGGCAUCACUCCUACGAGCAUGUUGACUGAAUGGUCCUCGGUCUUCCGGACCCCAAUGUCCAUCGCCAAGACGGUCCUGCACAUGUUUGUUGGCUACCUGGAGACGCUGGCCUCGGAGCUGAUCUAG
Molecule: messenger RNA, 291 nt
Organism: Linnemannia hyalina
Lineage: Eukaryota; Fungi; Mortierellomycota; Mortierellomycetes; Mortierellales; Mortierellaceae
Source: the annotation of a GenBank genome assembly